Molecule: messenger RNA, 2841 nt
Organism: Schistocerca gregaria
Lineage: Eukaryota; Metazoa; Arthropoda; Insecta; Orthoptera; Acrididae
Product: angiotensin-converting enzyme-related protein-like
Exons: 12
Coding region: 16-1908 (630 amino acids)
Biological process (GO): proteolysis
Cellular component (GO): plasma membrane
Molecular function (GO): metallopeptidase activity; peptidyl-dipeptidase activity
Source: RefSeq, a predicted model, not a curated record
CAGGCGGACGAGGACAUGGCGCAGGCGCAGCGCUCCAACUCUGACUCCCUGCGGGAGUUCUCCGAGCCGGCCUCGCUGGAGGACGCGGGCCUGCGGGAGCGCGUGCUGCUCGCCUCCAGCCCCGGCGCCGCCGCGCUGUCGCUGCCCGACUACCGCAAGGUGGUGCAGUUCGCGGCCCGCAGCCUGAAUGUGACGUGGUCGCAGUCCAUCCCCUGCUACAACGACUCGCUCCCCUGCCGCUGGGACUGGCACAAGUCGGGGCGGGUGCUGGCGAGCAGCCACGACCCGUACCGGGCACAUCACGCGUGGCUGCAGUGGCACCGCCUGUUCGCCUCCCAGGCCGCCGACUUCACCAGCCAGCAGGAGCUGCUGCAGAGGGCCGCCGAGGGCAACGGAGCCGACGACAUCUGGGAUUACUGGGAGCUGCUGACGGACUACCCGGAGACGGGGAAGAAUGCGAGCUCCUUGUGGGCGGGAGAGCUGCAGCGGCUGUACGGAGACCUGCGGCAGUUCGUGCUGGGUCGGCUGCGGUUCCAGUACGGCCCUGACAUGGUGGGUGACGAUGACCUGCUGCCGCUCCACCUACUGGGUUCAUUUGUUGGAGAUGAUUGGCUGAGGAUAGCAGAUUUGGUGACUCCGCCAUUGGAUGAAGUCUACAAGAAUCUUAGCAAUUCAUUAAGGAAAAAGAGUUGGAAGGGGCAGCACAUGUACGGGGUAGCAGCAGGGGUUGGGAGCAAGAUGGGGCUGCCGUCGUUGAAGAAGUCUCCGUUCUGGGAGAACGCCCACUUCAACGGCAGCUGCCCGGCAGCUGUGCUUCCGUGGUGCACUGAGAAUUAUGCGAGGAUUCAAACGUGUGACGAAGUGGACGUGCACACUUAUUUGGAUGCCCACAGAGUCACCAUGCAUGCCCUUUUCCACCAGCUAUCUGUACACAAUGGCCGAUACAUCCUCCGACAGCUGAACAGGCAUUCAGCUCUCCUAGAAGCAGUGAUGGGCCUUGGUGAGCUGCUGGCCGUGUCGCACCAGCAGCUUACGAGGCUCGGCCUCCUCGCAGAAGCUGCGGCGGACUCUGACUCGGGCACCGGGACGGGACCGGACGCACAGUUGAGGCUGCUCGUAGCUCUGCGUACACUGCCCAGACUGGCGCACGCAUUGGCGACCGACGUCUGGAGAGCGGAGGGUGUCAACUCCACGUGGAACGGCAUCAGCUCGACAAUCAAAGGUGUGAGGCCACCACGUGAUGUAGCAGAGUCUUGGGAAUAUGUCCAAGAUAAGAAAGUGGCCUUGAAUCAGCCAUAUCUUGGGACAGCUGCUGGGAUAAUUCUGCAGUUCCAGUUGUUUGAAAAGCUGCUCAAUGACAAUAUACAUGAUCCACAGAAUCCUGUUGACAUCAUAAAAAAAGAUGGCUUAUUAAGGAAGCUAAUGGUAGCAGGGCUGUCCGCUCCGUGGCUAGAUGUCAUCAACCAGGUUAUGGGCAUAACUGAGUUAGACGUCAAGCCUCUGCUGAGGUAUUUUGAGCCCAUCAGGUCUCUGUUGCUGAGCGACGUAGCUCCUGACACACCUCGCUUAGCAAAAUUUGAGAGGCAGGCUCUGCCACCCGAUGUGACAGAGGAGAAGCCUACCGAACUGUCGGCAGUUACCGAAGCGGACGAGUCUUCGACAACGCAGGCCGUAUCUUCAAGGUCUCAAGAAGUGGAGGGAACAACAAAACCGGAGGGCGACAGUCCGAAAUCUGACCCGCUGCCCGGUACGGAACCCAAACCUGACAACACGGCGAGCAGCCAGGCGAUCCUGAUAGGAAGCUUAUCGCUCAUCGGAAUCGGGUUGGGAACUGGUGCGAUCCUGGCGGGGCGGCACUUCUACCGGAAGAAGAAACAGCGCGAGAGGAGGAACCGCCGGCCCACAUGACAAAAUGGCCUCACCGAGACCAGGGUCUGACGCUCGUGCUCUUUGGUCUCGGUGGGUGAACGUUUCCACAGAGCUGCAUGGGUGGUGCUGGAACUGGAACGUCACAGGGCGACCGCUGUCCAGUGUUCCGAGCUGCGUUUGCCGUGCACCGGACUACGUGCCGGUAACCUUACUGCGUGUACCGCGAGAAAAUCCGAGCCCACUUUUUGGCUCUUGUGUUCUUGUCUGUGAUAUCGCUUUUAAUGAAAUGAUAUUUAACUGUGUAAGGAUUCUCAUAAAUUUCUGUGCUUUUGAGAGAUUCGAGGUUGAUGUCUAUUAUGAGAGGACCAAACGUUAACUCUUGCCUUUGCAAUGCAGUAUAUGCAUUAUGUUGUUGAAUUUCUGUGAAAUAAGGGCAGAACUGCUUUGUGUGCAUUGUUCAGGUGUUGCUAUUUCUGGAACACAUGUAAAACAGUAAACUGGUACUAGUGGGCUUUUGUGUGCAAAGUUAACUGUAAGUUGUACAUCACAAAUAGAGAAAUAGAAAUAUGUUGUAUAUGAGUGAUGCAUCACAUUUUGAAAUGAGAAUAUAUAGCGGUUUAUUUCCAACACAAUGUCUACAUUAUGUUGUUGAAUGUCUGUGAAACAAGAAUGAAAUUUAUAAGUUUGUGUGUGUGUGUGUGUGUGUGUGUGUGUGUGUGUGUGUGUGUUUGCAUUGCCAUUGCUGAAAUACGUGUAAAAGGUUUUUAGUUGCUAGCAUGCAUAGUUGAUUAUACAAAGUUUAUAAGAAGCAGAGAAAAAGAAAUAUGUUAUAUAUGAAUGGCACAUGACAUCUUAAAAUGAGAAAUGUGACUGUUAUAUUUUGUACCCAUUUUUGAAAUUUUCAUGUAACUUUCACUGUAUUCAACUGUAAAAGUCUGACUGCCAAAUUAUAUCUUUUAAGGUGAACAGUGA